Aspergillus affinis is the source of this 2481-nucleotide messenger RNA. RefSeq names its product putative C6 transcription factor. The transcript has 5 exons. The coding region runs from base 1 to 2481 and encodes 826 amino acids. Gene Ontology annotation, biological process: regulation of DNA-templated transcription; DNA-templated transcription. NCBI's taxonomy places the organism in Eukaryota, Fungi, Ascomycota, Eurotiomycetes, Eurotiales, Aspergillaceae. The record is from RefSeq and is a predicted model, not a curated record. Gene Ontology annotation, molecular function: zinc ion binding; DNA binding; carboxy-lyase activity.
AUGGCUUCUCCUUAUCAAUCGUCCAUGUCGUUCUCGCCGUCGGUACCCGGAACCGAUAUGACGGCUGCCGGUGCCGCGGGUGCAGGUUCCUCACGACCCAUCUCCGAACUGCCGCAAUCCCAAGUCGACGCGAUCAUCCGCACCAAACGAAAGGCCCGCGAGCCCAAGGCCUGCUACCCCUGUCACGCCCGAAAGGUCAAAUGCGACCGCAAUCUUCCAUGCGAUGGAUGUGUCAAGCGAGACCACGCCGAUAUUUGCUCCUACGAACGUCCCUCCAAGAAACGAAUCAUGACGGGCUCCUCGGUCCCGCCGCCCGCCGCCACGACGUACAGCGACAGUCCCGUGGGAGGGACAACGCCGGGCGGUGUCCCGGAGCACAUGGGAAUGCCGGCUCAGCCUGAAGGUGGUGUUCGCUUGAAACAAGAGCCUGGCACGACGCGACCCGUGCCUUCCGUGCCGUUGCCGUUGGGGCCCAGCGGUCGCGUGUCGGUUGCGCGCGAGGAGUGGGAUAAUGUGCGCACCCGGCUGAAGGAGAUGGAGCAGACUAUUAGCAAUCUUCGCGUGGGCCUGGAACGCGCGGAAGAGGGACAGGCGUCCAGCCUAGAAACUGGCAGCGUGCAAAGCGGGGAUGCAAGUACCCGAUCCAAGGCCGCCUCCCCGGAGCGAGAGGGGAUCCAUGCGGCCAAUACCCUGGGUGAAGGGACUGUUCAUCUGGGAUCGCGGUCUGUCCUUGCAUAUAUCCUGAACAACAAGUCGGGGUCCGAUCAGUUACAAGCACUUCUGGAGGGCGGCAUCUUGCCAAAACUCGGUCUUGAUAAUGAGUCGGCAACGUAUCCGUUUGUCGAUCUGUGGUCAUCGGAUAUGUCGACUUUCGACAUCAGUGCCGUUUGCAGUGCGCUGCCAGGUGAUCAACAGUGCAAAGAGUUCUUCUUCUUUUACCGGGAUAUCGCAGGGGCCAUCUACCCCGUGAUCGAGGACACGGCGCUGUUCGAAAUGAACCUUAAUCUCAUGCUACAAAACCGCGCGUCAAUUGGUGGGACCUACAGGGCCGAUGAUGAUCAGGCACAGAAGCCGUUUGGCGUUUCGAUUGCGUUCCUUGGCUUGUCGUUCGCCGUGCUGGCGUCCGGUUGUCAAUCUUCUGAUCUGCCUGGCAAGGAGAGAGAAUUGACUUCGCAAGUUUAUGUGUGCUGCUCCUAUCAGUGUCUUCGAAUGACCAACUUUUUGUCCCAGCCCACCAUCGAAGCUAUCCAGACAUUACUUGUCAUCGGGAAUGUGCUGUCUUAUAACAUGAACCCUGGAAUUUCAUAUGUCCUACUUGGCAUGACACUUCGCAUGGGUUUGGCUCUAGGUCUUCAUGUCGAAACCAGCCGUUUUUCGUCAGUAGAGCGAUACCGUAGACGGCAUGUUUGGUGGUCCAUGGCAUGGCAGGACAGCCAUUUCUCUCUAUCUUACGACCGACCGUCCACGACCGCCGUCAGUCAACCGGACAUCGCCUCUCGUGGAGACUCGCGACCAGGGGAUCUCUCAUAUUUCGAAACACUCUGCCGGAUCAUCGCUCUCGCUCUAGAAGUUGUCCGCGGUCGGAUGUUAAACUCACAUUCUCAGAUGAGCUUCAAGACGAUUCAAACAUACAAAGAACGGAUACAACACAUCAUGGUCGAAGCAAAGCCCUACCUGCGGGAUCCCAAAUACUGCGUUACGCCGACGGAGCAUCUCGAACGGGUCGUACUCAAGCUGCAUUCCUCCUACUUCUCCUCUGAGCUCUGCCGGCCAGCGCUCAAAUCCGUCGCCGAUGCUCACGACCCGGCCAGUACUAGCAUGCGCUCCGACUGCAUCAUCAAUCUAAUGACGACGGUCGAAGCCUACAUUGAGAUGCACUCCGUCAGCUCGCACGCGUCGCGUUCCUGGAUUGCGCUGCAACGCGCCAUCAGCUCCAUCUUCCUGCUGGCCGUCACGGAAGAAUCCAAAACCAACCCGCGGUUCUGGUCUCUCCUGCAACAAAUCAAGAUGAUCAUCGCCGAGCGCGCCAACACAGAAUGCACGUACGAAUCGGUAGACCCCACCGUUCCGACAUCUGAUCGCACUGUCCCGGCCUUUGGCGCCGCCGUCCCUGCCACCGCAACAACAGCCAGCGCUGGCACCAGUCCCGCCGCCUUCUCCGCGUCUCCUGCUUCGGUUGCCGUCGCCGUCGACACGCAAACGCAAUGGGCCAAACCAUUGACCAAGACUCUGCGGGCUUUGGAGAAACUCGAAGCGGCAUUCAGCUCGCAGACCCAUGGCCCCUCCCGUCACGAAUCACCAGCAUACCUCAACCAGGGCCCAGGCACCAUGAGCUCUCUUGUUCCUCCUGUAUCGGCGAUGACGCCUAGCGUCGGAUCCCUGCCGCCUCCGACACCCGAGAGCUCUACCAGCGGCGAAUGGUCAAUUCCUAAUAUCUUGGACCGAGCGGCUGAAUAUAUCCAUCCACCUUUAUGGAGUUAG